UGCCGAAAGGAAAUGACGUCACAGUCACUCAUUAAAAUUUCCUUGUAAAACGCAUUCUCAGCAGAUGACGCGAAUAUCGGUUGCAUUUUGUUUAUUUACUAUAAGAAGGGGGCAUAAAGUUGAAUAUCCAUCUGAAGUUUAUCUAGCUCCUAUCACAGAAGGAAGUAGUAUGUGAGAGGGUUGUAAGAGAAAAUAGUUAUUUGGCUGCUAGGGGCAUAAUUCGAGGUGAUAAGCCGCUCAAAAUGAAGGCACGAGACAACACGUGUGCUAAUGCGAGGGUCACUGCCACCUACUCUCUAGAAUCAACAUUUUCUUUUCUGUACCUAAAAGACCUAAAAAGUUACAUGGAAAAAUUAUUAUCUGUACCUAAAGACCUAAAAAGUUACAUUGAAAAAAAAAUAUUUUUCUGUACCUAAAAGAGUGUAGCUAAUUAAUUCUCUUUUUACUAUUUAUCUAUAAAAUUUCAAUGGAUUUCACGUAUUUCCGCUUAGUUCCUGAAAAGAUACCACCUUCUAUUUCCCAUUUUACGCCGGCCCCCACAUUCGCGCCAAAGCUUAGUCGCCAUAGCGACAUAGCCUGAUUGACAGUUUGGCGGAAUUGGGCGGUCCUUGUUCGAUCGAUCGGUCACGGCGUUCCAAACGAAGUCUUCCGAUCAAACGCUGUUCACUUUCAAAAAAGCUGAAUUUUGCAAAGAAAAUUACAUCGGUUCCUUCGAAACGUGCGGGGCUUCGUGACCAUUUAUUGCUGAAGAUCGUGGAAGCAUUCAAGGUGGUUUUUGUGGCGUGAAUGUCAAGAUUAUGGCUUAUCGGGGUCGCGAGUACUCUGAGGAAUCAGCCGCAAAUUUACUUCGUUCCGUCCGAGAGCAGGAACAUCAAUUCCAAAAACUGACUUCUGAGCUCGAGGAAGAAAGAAGAAACGUUGCCACACAGCUUGUAAGGUGCAAAUAUAAUUCUGAGACCGCGAGCGUCUCUUCCAUGGGAAGUUCCACAGAUGACUCUUUUGUGUGGAGAGGUCAGGGACAUGGUAGCAUUGCAGAUGAUGAUGACUUCACAGAUAACGAAAGUCAACUGAGUGGAUCAGCACUGGUUGACUCUUGUCUGAAAGUUUUGCAAGAAAGAGGCUUGUCUGAUUCACGGGAGGACCAAGAUCCUCUUUACACUCGAAGAAGAAGAAUGGAACACAAUGACAUUACCGGAAACACAAACACAAUGGUUACCCCAGACUGGGAACGGGAGCUUAUGGAUGCGGAUCUCACACCAGGAUCGCAAACCGUCAAGAAAGUCGUGACCAGGACAGAGGUGCGCACACUCAAGACCGUGGGGGGUCAGGUGGUGCAGGACGAAUAUGACCCCGGCACUGCGCACACCACCAUAGAGAGGUACACGUACGGGUCCCCGGCAGUUAACGGAGAUGGCCCGCGCACCCCUACAAAAUAUACCCCCGGGAGAGGGCCUGGGUCCCAGUCCUCCCUUGAUGGGCCUCGCACUCCAAACAGAGAGUACGCAACGAGUGAGGCUUACGUCAGGAGAGCGCCAGGGUCACAGUCAUCGGAAGGACCCAGAACGCCAAGUUACGUCCCAGGGGACGAAUACCGUAGUCCCAGAAGAGGUCCUGGUUCUCAGUCUUCUGUGGAGGACCAUCGGCCCGGCAGAGGUUAUGGAAGUCGCGGGGGGUACGCCUCGGCAGACGAGGGGCCACGGACGCCAAUCACGAAUGGCAUGUCGGGAUACAUGUCUGAUAGCUACGCUCAUGGGCCAAGGACCCCACCCCAUUCUGUCCGGAGUGAGCCCGGCUAUGUCCGAUCCGCCGUGGCUACCACCAGCCACUCCCUCCCUCGUGGCCCUGUGCACGCCAAGAAGGGGCCGCCGCCGCCCACUCUACCCAAGAGGGGUACCGCCACCCUCCCCCGCACAAGCAGCAGUGGACGGCCAUCCACGACGUACAACUUGAGCAUCAAGGUAGGCGACGUGAAGGGGUCCGGCACAGACGGCAAUGUGUAUAUCCAGCUAUUUGGCGAGAAGGGAAACACGGCCAAGAUUCAGCUGCGCCAAGCCGGGGAUCAGAAAAACAGAUUCGAGAAGGGAAGGACGUACAAGUUUACCGUGGAUACUGUUGAUAUUGGAAAGGUAGACCGUAUCAAGUUAAGCCAUGACCAUACAGGUUAUGGGUCCGGGUUCUUUGUGGAGGAGGUCGAAGUCGAGGUUCCCGCCAGAGACGACAAGGUCAAGUUUCCAUGUCGAUGUUGGCUGGCUCAAGACGUGGACGACGGCAAAAUCGAGCGGGAAAUGUUUGCCGUCACGCAAUUGCCAAAUACGUCUUACACGAUGUCCGUCAAGCUGGGAGAGGUGCCUAACCCGGACGCUAGCCUCUACGUGCAGAUUUAUGGCGAAAAGGGCGAGACCAGUAAAAUCAUGCUACGACCUGUUGGCUCCUCGUUCAACAAGUUUGAGAAGGGCCGGACUUACAAGUUUACCGUGGAGACAGUCGACAUAGGGAAGAUAGAAAGGCUUCGCAUAGGACACGACAGCCACGGCCCAAAUAAGGGCAUCUUCGUAGAGGAAGUUGAGGUGGUGCCGGCACAGGGUGACCGCGCUACUUUCCCGUGCUACUGCUGGCUGGCCGAGGAUAAAGAUGAUUGCAAGCUUGAACGUGACGUCUUGCCAGGCGCCCCAAGACCACCUAAGCCAAACAUAUCGUAUCAUCUGGCCAUCAAGACCGCUGACGUCCCAAACGCAGGCACGGAUGCCAAUGUGUACUUCCAGCUGAUUGGCGAAGACGGUGAGACGGAAAAGAUCCAGUUGCGUCAGGGAGGCAAAGCAGAGAAGAGAUUCGAACGAGGACGUACUGAUAAGUUCAUCGUGGAAACUUUGGACGUUGGCAAGAUCAAACAGUUUCGUAUCGGUCACGACAACAAGGGCCUCGCUUCCGGUUGGAGGCUGGAUCAGGUCACGCUCGAGAUUCCGUCACGCAGCGAGCACAUGGUGUUCCCGUGUAACCGCUGGCUAGAUCCAACCGAGGACGACCACAUGACCGAGAGGGACCUGGUACCGAGUGUUCCCGGGACUCCAACCUCCAGACAGCCCCCUCCCACUCCUACUCGGGGCGAAAGCAAGAAAAUAAUCGAGAAAACCACAACGACACACUACGAAACACGACCGGCCUAUACCCCUCCCCCUAAGAACACGACGAUCGAAGAGACGGUCCGGUACGGUACCACUCCCCACUCGGCCUCUAAGAACCGCGUGGUUGAAGAGGAACCUAAGUACUCGACAACCCCGAGGACUUUCACCACAACUACGGAGGAAGUCCGAUACACAACUCCCGCGAAGAGAACCAUCAUCCAAGAAGAACUGCGCUACACUAAGCCACUCACGACUACCACUCCGACCACACCCACCCAAGCCCCCACCACCAGACCAGAAGCACCCCCACCAAGCAUCCCAGACACAGUACGCGAGCAAAGGAUCCUCAUCGAACGGACGCAUGUCAACGUGCAGUCGGCGCCUCCGCCGCGCCCUCCAGAGCCGUCCGAGCAGGACAUGGCCCGGACGCCACAGUAUGGCUACGAGGAGCGAAGGACAGAAAUACAUCGUACUGUACAGCCAACGGAGUUGCCGGAGCCGGACCUAGACUCGAGACCUGUCGUAGCAUACCAGCUCUGCCUGAAGAUGGGUGAUGUUCUCGGGGACGGCACUGAGGGCAAUGUCUACAUCCAGCUCGUAGGAGACAAAGGCAUGACGGAGCAGAUCCAGCUACGGCAGCACGGCAACGCCAAAAUCAAGUUCGACAAGGGCCGUACUUAUAAGUUCACCGUAGAGACCCCGGAUAUCGGCAAGGUAGAGAAAGUUCUGGUCAGCCAUGAUAGCGAUCAGACCCGGUCCGGGUGGUUCCUGGAGGAGGUGACGGUAGACGUGCCGUCACAUGGAGAGCACGUGGUCUUCCCUUGCAUGAGCUGGUUGGCCCCGGAUGAAGGUGAUGGCAAGACGGUUCGAGAACUCGCAGCUAAACCAAGUACGUAUCACCUGCAAAUCAAGACCGGAAACCUGAAGAAUGCGGGCACUGAGGCAAACGUGUGGGCUGAAAUCACCGGCGACCGUGGCACGACGGGGCGCAUUCAGCUGGAGCGAUCAGGGAUCAUGGAGCGUCUCUUUGAACCGGAUCAGACCGACUACUUCACCGUCAGCGCUAGUGACGUCGGCAAGGUUGAGAAGGUCACUGUCGGCCAUGAUGGCACCUCGCCCUCGUCCAGAUGGUACCUGGAGGAGGUCGUGCUCAAUAACCCCAACCGAGGCGAGCACUACAUCUUUCCAUGCAGGGCGUGGUUACCUGAGAGUGGCAGCCAGGCAGCAGUCGUGGAACUCGUCCACUCCCCCGAGUCGCAAGUUGUCAACUACUCCGUUACUCUGAAGACGGGUCAGAGACGGCACGCGGGCACCGACUCUAACGUGUACAUGCAAAUAUUUGGCGACGCGGGAGACACGGGCGUUAUCGAGCUCAAACAAGUGUGUGAUCCGGCAGGAAAGCUCCAGAGAGGGACGUCCUUCCGAUUCAACCUUCUCACGCAAGACGUCGGAAAUCUGGAGAAGGUCCGUAUCGGCCAUGACGGCAGGGGACUGGGCACGGGCUGGUUCCUGGAGGAAGUCGUCAUCCUAGUGAAGGACGAGCGCUGGGUUUUUGCGUGCAACCGCUGGCUCGCGGACUAUGAAGAUGAUGGCAAGACUGAGAGGGACCUUUAUGCAGAGCUUAAGACGUACGCACACGAGCCCGAUCUACAGGACUUGAUCGAGUAUCUCCAGACGGACGACAUCAACCUGGUGGUGAACUCGGCGUACUACAUCCAGCAUCUGUGUUACAACGACGAGGCAGUCAAGGGCAAGAUAAGGGAACUGGGUGGCAUACCCGCGCUUGUCCACCUCCUGAACCACGACCAUUACGAGGUGCACCGAGCAGCCGCCUCUUGCCUCAGAAACGUCUCCUUCAGCAAGGAACGGGACGAGAACAAGCUUGCAAUCGCUGAAUGCGACGGAAUCGAGACUUUGCUCCGACUUCUUCAGCGGACGCCAAAAGACGAGAGCGAACUGCAAGCGAGAGCUAAACAAGAUCGCUAUGUGCUACAGGACACCGCCUCCGAUAACUUACCCAAUGUGCGACCCACUGAAAAGGAGGUCAAAGAGCUGGUAUUGGGUGUGCUGUGGAAUUUGAGCUCGUGCGAGGCGCUCAAGUACCGCAUCAUCAGGCUGUGUCUCAUCAUCAUCGUCACCACCAUCAUCAUUCCGUACUCCGGCUGGGAUAAGAACCUGUUCCAGAGCGGCAAGCCCAUCCCGCCCAUCAAAUGGUCGACUGUUUUCCGUAACGCCAGCGGGAUCCUGAGGAACCUUUCUUCCGCGGGACUGGAAGCGAGGCGAGAGAUGCGCGCAUGCGCAGGACUUGUUGACUGCUUUGUGUGGAUCGUGCACGCGCCGAUUGGAAAAAGUGACGUCGAUAAUAAGUCUGUGGAGAACUCGGUGUGCGUCCUGCGAAACCUUUCCUACCGACUGGAGGACGAAAUCGACCGCGAGCUUCACCCGGAUGCACCUCUCCCCAACGAGGAGAAGAAGAAGGACAAGGUUGCCUCCGAGCACCCUCCAAGCUGCUUCGCAGGGUGUGGCGGCAUGAGGAAGGGGAAGGCCCCCAAGGACAAGAAGGAACCCACCGUCAAGAGGGACCCUGUCGAGGGCGUGGCAUUGCUAUGGCAGCCUGAGAUUGUCAAACCUUACCUGUCAAUCAUGGCUGAGGCGUCCAAUCCGGAGACGCUCGAGGGUGUGGCUGGAGCGUUGCAUAACUUGAUGGCUUGCGAUUGGAGGUGGGCAGUGGUCAUUCGUUCUGCAGUGCGGAAAGACAAGGGCUUGCCAAUACUAGUGGAACUUCUACGAAUCGAUAACGACCCCGUUGUUCGCGCUGUCGCCACGUGUCUCAGAAAUUUAGCCAUUGACCCAAGGAACAAGGACCUUAUUGGUAAAUACGCCAUGCGUGACCUUGUACGCAGGCUACCCGACCCUGAGAAGGAGAGCGACUCUGAGCGUGUGAGCGAGACGGUGAUUGGUCCGAUACUCUGUGCCAUACACCAAGUAGUCAACAAGAGCUUAGACAACGGAAAGCAAUGUAGGGAACAUGGCGGCUUCAAAAAGAUCGUUGCCAUUUCCAAAAACAAAGAGCGCUAUUCAUACAAGAUUCUCAAGACGGCAAACCAGGUCUUGAUGACCCUAUGGGCGCUAACAGCUCUGCGCAACUCCCUCAAGAAAGAAGAGUGGGAGCUAACUAAAGAAGUUACCGACGAAUACGGGCCAACACCCUUGACGCCUAGACCUUUCGACGAAGUCUCACUUCCACGAAACUCACAAAGAAAGAAACAUAACCUACAUAAACCGGACACUGUUCGCUCAGACGAGUCCACCAUUCCAGACCCUCAUUAUAUAGAACCUCCAAAACCGACCACAGAAUACAUGGCUGAGGACGGGUACGAAGCCGACGAUGAUCGGAACCAAAGGCGUACCGCCGAGCCGGCACGACACGAAGAAAUAGAAAUGCGCGAUAUGGGACAUUACGCCGACAUCGACCAUCCGAACACUCCCUCGGCCGACACUCGGAACGGUCCGCCGGCUUACGAGGACACCCGAUCAAAACCCGAGCCGCAGUAUGCCCAGGUCGAUAGAAGUAAAAAGACCAAAAAGAAGCAACUCGCGGGAUCUGGAGACGCUAGUGAUUCCUGGGUUUGAUUGGCUAGUGAUUUGGCAGUCGUUACGUGAUGGCUCUGAUUGGCUAGAAGCUGUCAAUCAGUUCCUAAUGAUGAGUUCAAUCAAUUCGAAGUGAGGCACUGAGGGGGUGGGGAGGAAAGGACGGAAUUUCAAGAUGACUAGAAGUAGCAGUAGAUGUAUUGAAUUAUAAAGUUGGUGUGAAUCGUGUGUUUCGCUAUUAAACUGAAUCCUGCGUAGAGCGACCACACCAUGAAAGAGCAACUUCUCUGCUGUAUUCAACUUGUAUUAUAAAUUCUAGCUUCUUAAGAGUUUUUUUUAGAGUUAAAGUUAUUGAUAUAUUUUCUAAUUUACGAUUAGACAGCGUUGAGGUGGUUUAGUUGUUUAUCGCUACAAAGUUCUAAAACAAAAUGCCCAAGAUAGCAUUUUCAGGUUAGGAAUAGUUAUCUAGGUCAAUUAACUACGAAAAUUCGCAGAAAUUCUCGUGAAUUUAGCCUUGUGUUCGGGAAAGCAAAGGUUGCAGACAAAACCUCAGAAAUAAGUCACUCUUUUUUUCUUGGAAGGUAUAGCUACAACCUAUGAUAUGUGUGAUAUCACAAGCAACUUUUAGACUUUACCUGUAUACAGAUUGGGUUUCCUCUGUUAGUGAUACAAGUAAAUUGUGGGAGACUGGUAUCCAAUAUCUCAAUCCCUUUUCUGUUUCCACAGGAAGCCCGCUACUUACGGUGCCUCCUAGCUCGUGUGUAUUUUUGACGAAAGACAUGCUGUGAAAAUUGUCCAAUGAAAAGCCUGCUUCUGGGCUUUCAAGUUUUUAAAACAGUAUUAUUUUUAAUAAACAUUUGAUCAAACAA
Molecule: messenger RNA, 7582 nt
Organism: Nematostella vectensis (starlet sea anemone)
Lineage: Eukaryota; Metazoa; Cnidaria; Anthozoa; Actiniaria; Edwardsiidae
Exons: 33
Coding region: 798-6755 (1985 amino acids)
Molecular function (GO): protein binding
Source: RefSeq, a predicted model, not a curated record